Molecule: messenger RNA, 4220 nt
Organism: Podarcis lilfordi (Lilford's wall lizard)
Lineage: Eukaryota; Metazoa; Chordata; Lepidosauria; Squamata; Lacertidae
Source: the annotation of a GenBank genome assembly
GCCGGCCAAUCAUUGCAGCCGCAGCCUCGACGGGACCGGGCUGCGCGGUGCAGGCUCCGCAGUGUGGGGAGUCAGAACACAGCGGGCCCCGCGUCCUGCCAGCUGGAGCCCAUCAAGGUCGUCUCCUCGGAGCGCCUGCCUGCUGCCCGGCCGGCGGCCAAGGAGGCGUAUGGCGCCCGGCAGCCCCCUCUCCGCCCUGCUGCUGCUGCUGCUCCCCCCGCCAGGUGAGAAGGGCGCGCGCUUCACCGAGGGGUCCCGGGCUAUGGCUGCUCGCCCCCUCGAGCCGGCUAAGUUGUGCUCUGCUCUGCUCUGCGCAGGCCUGGCCGAGCCCGAGACUACCAUCGACGGGCGGGCGCUGUCGUUCAGCAGCCUGCAGGAGGCGGAGAGACGGGCCUUCACCUGCCUUUCCGCGGCGCCCAGCCUGGCCUGGUACCUCAACGGCGAGCGGCAGGAGACCAGCGGUUCCGGUAGGUUCCUGGCCACGGGCGACGGCGGCAGUGGCAGUGGCAACGGCGGCGCCUUCGAGGAGAGCAGCAGCAGCACCUUCGUGGUGACAGCGAGGCGCCUGGAUCGCCAGCUCAACUGCUCCGCCACCGACCCGGCCACGGGCCACGUCUCCAACGCCUCUGUGCUCCUCAACGUGCAGUGUGAGCAGGUUUCCCGGGGCCGGUGGGUGGGUGAGCGACUGAUGGAUGCCCAGCCACUUCCAAGCUCAGCCCUGCAACCGGGGCUUCCUACCUCCCAUGAAUAUGGCGAGGUGUCACCUCCGCCUUAUCCUUCUGUCCCCCCCACCCCGCAACCCGCCUGCUUCAAGACAGCACUUUGCUGGCAUGCCUAGGGGUACACUGUCUGGUUUUGUGUCUCCCGAAAACAGUUAAACCAGAAAUCGUGAAGAUGGAUGCCCACUAUGAAGAGGCGAGGGAGCCGGGACUCCUCCUGGUGCUCUUUGUGUUGGUCCAAGCCAACCCCCCUGCCAACAUCACUUGGGUGGACCAGGAUGGGCAGGUGAUGGUGAACACCUCCAACUUCCUCAUUGUGGACACCAAAACCUACCCCUGGCUCACCAACCACACCGUGCAAGUGAAGCUCAGCAGCCGGGCCCAGAACUUCUCCUUCAGCGCCUCCAAUGAUGUGGGCAUCAUCAACUCCUCUAUUCCGCUGCCCGGUAGGGGUUGGGAUGUCACCGUCGGUUGGGGGUCCAGGUUGCAUGACGGGCCCAAUAAGUAAGUAACAAGUCCUCCCGUUUUCUGCUUGGGUCAGCCCCCACGGCAGUGAGUCCUUAGGGCAGCCUGCCCAAUAACUGGUCUCCUGUCUGAGAGUCUGGGGGAGAGGCUCUCCCUUCACCCCAUACCAGGCAAGGCCUCAGGGUGCAGAGCUGGAAGGUGGCAGACACUCUGAGAGCCCUGACAGGCAAUUCUGGUCUCCUCAGGUUUCCUGGACACCCGCAUUGAGCUCUCCCUUCUGGUGCUUGUGGUGGGGUGUGUGGCGGCCCUGGCAACUGUCCUAGCCCUUGGUGGUCUCAUCAGCUGUGCCAUCUAUCGGCAGGGCAAGAAGGCGGCAGGUAGGUGAAGGGGAAGCCAAGCAGGAUUCUGCCUCCCCCUGACAGGACUGGCCCUCCCCAAUUCUCUUUCUUCACCCUGCAGGACUUGCCCCACCGGCGCCGCUGCCUCUGAGGUAACCUUCCCAGCCGCAGGCUCCUCUUCUAGCGGGACUGAGUUUGGGGUAAAAAUGCUUUGCUUGCUCCCUGCCUUCCCCUGUCGUUGUUGUCUGUAUGGACACCGCACUGGGACCCUGGCAGUAAGAGAGCGGCCCAGUUUGCUAGGCACUAGCCACAAGGAGACCACAGUCUGGUCCUGGCGUCAAAGGAACCAAGUUGGAAGGGUGCCAGCCAGUCUUCACUGGAACAGCCCAGAGAACCAGGAGCAGGGUGGAGAAUCUGAAAGAAUGUGGUCUCAGAUCUGCCUUGGGGAAAGAGAUGAAGCCUAGUCCAAUGGGUUCUUCUGCUCUCACCACAGUGACUCCAACAACCUGAGGCCAAUGGCAGCACGGCUUCCCCGGGCAAAUAUGUCCCUCCCUUCCAACCUACAGCUCAAUGACCUCACCCCCGAGACCAAAGGUAGGGUGAAAAGGGGCCUGAAGGUCUCACCCUGGGGCUGGGAUGUAUUUGAGGGGGGUAGGCACUGAAAGGCCCCAGCCCCACACCACUUUCCUCUACAGCCAAGGUCAGGAUGGAAGGAGCUGCAGUGGAACAGGAGGAAGAGGCCCGCUCUGAGCCAGAGAACAACUUCGCCCUUGUAGAAAGAGGUAAGAAGCGAGGGCUGGGAGGUGGCUGUUCUCUACAGCUAGGGGUUCAGGUUGCCCUCUUUACUGAACGCCAGUUUUAUUUUGUUUUAAUGAGGCAAGUUUGGGCUAAGGGAAGCUGCACCAGAUAUUGGGCAGGUGCCCCCCCCCCAUAGAUGCUUUCUUCUGGGGAGGUAUCUGAAGAGCUGGGUCAGACAAAAGAACGACCAUUUAAAACAUUAUGUUUUGACUUAACUAGAAAAGAGAUCUUUAGCGCACGGUGACUAGAAAAUGAAAAUGGCAAAUUCCCUGAAAGGUUAUUAAGAAAGGAACUGAAAUCAAAACAGCCAGCAUUAUAGCAUCUCUAUAUACAAAUCCAUAAAUACAUAAAAAUAGAGCAUCCAUUUCUGCUCACCUCAUCUCAGAGAAGGUAAUUGAGGAGCUGGAAAAUGUUCAGAAGAUUAUUAAGGGCUGGAGUAGCUCUCUUAUGACAAAAAGUACAAAGUCAGGGGCUUUUUAGUCAAGAAGAUGAUGAGAGUUCAUAACAGAGGUGUACACAAGUAUGCCUGUUAUGACAAAAGUGGUGGGGUUAUUCAUAACAUGUUAGCCAAUGAAUCUGAUUAGCGGGAGCUUCAGGAUAGAGGUAAAGGCCAUUUUCAUACAACACAUAAUGAAUUAUCAAUUUAAAAUGUUUCCCUACCUAUGGGUUGUGAAGUCUGCAGGCUUUAUAAGCAAACACAAAAUAACCAUUGCUGGUAAUCCUUAACCAGUAUGAAGAAUAGCUCUUACAGCUUUUCUAUUUCUUGAUGUUUUAUAGUCCUGUGUUAACACUUCUAACAUCAGAAAGACUCGAGUCUUUCAUUUUUAACACUUGGGAACCACUCUGGUAGCAGAGAAGACUUUUAAGGCCCAAAAUUCAUGUGAUGUAAAUCAAGGGGUUGCCAUAUCACAUCAGUUUAGACUUGCACUUUGGGAUCCACUGCUUUAAAAAGAUAGCAAGUUUCUGAAGUCUUAUCAGUGGCAAUUCCUUGGAAUAGCUAAACGGAACUUUGGCAUUCAGAAGUAGCAUAUACCUCCAUAUACCAGGUUUUGGGCCAAAUGAUGACGGCUGUAGCCUUCUUCCCCAGUUAGACAGGAUGACCUUUUUGGCUGGAUUAUGCUCAUAGGGAGGGCCCUGAACCACCGGUUUUGAGUCUUGCAAAUGCUAUUUGGCUCUCCCCACACUCUGGCUUAUAAGACACUGCCUACACCCAUUCAGAUAUACAUACUCAGCCCUUUCUUAACAAAAAGGCCAAAGAAACUGAAAUCUGGCCUCUCAAACAGUAUGUGCUGGGGUUGCAUAUCUGUCAGUAGCCCAAUUCAGUUUCUCUGGCCCUGCAGGUUUUGGCCGAUACCCUAUGGUUGGAUACAUCUACAGAGCUUCCAGCAUGAGCAGUGACGAGAUCUGGCUGUGAGGGCUGUUGCUGCACCCACCAGCAGGUGUGAAGAGCAGCAGCGGAAGUCCUGAGGUGGCGGACUUCCAAGGCAGCUUGAACUGCAGGGAAGAGGCCUUGCACCUCUAAAGCAAGAUCCCAUGUGUGAGGCCCCAGUGCCUGAAAGAAGGAUAUUGAUGACUGUGGUCCAAGGAAGACCUGCAGCUGCCAAGGGCUGCCCCCACCCCACCCCACCCCAAGCUGCAGUAUAUCUCUAGGCCCACCAAGUGACUCGUGUUCCCCUGAAGAACGUCCCUCCCACUAUAGCCAUCGGUUGGCCCACUCCUCCUUCCUCUUCCCAACCUCAGGGAUGGCUCAAUCUGCAUGUGAUGGCUCUUCCUUGGCAUGAAGAGGCCCAGCCAGGCCACCGGGAAACUGGCAAGCCCCGGCGCUGCUGCUGCUGUCAACUGAGCUGAAGCAUGCUGCUUUGUAGCUUCUGCACUUUACAAAUAAAUGGCUGUGAUCAAA